AUGGCUUCCCAUCAAAGGUCUGCAAGUCUGCCCUCCAGGCUUCACUCCACUGAAUCCAAUGUGGAAGAAGAGCUGCAGAGCCUGAAAGCUUGCUUCGCUGCGCCUUCCGCAACCAUUGGCACAAUGAGUGAUGGUCUGAGGAGGCUUGGAGAUGUCUACAGAAGCAUAGAGGAGAUCAUGUUAUUGCCCAGAAACCAAGCUGGCCUCUCCUUGCACCAACAGAAGCAGAUGGUGGAGGAAGAACUUGACAGGUCCCUAGUUCUGAUUGAUCUCUGCCAUGCCAUGCAAGAGAGCAUGGCAGAGCUGAAGAUGAGCAUCCAUGAGUUGCAGCUAGCCCUCAAGAGAGGAGAUGCUGUGGCUGCUCAAAACAAGAUCGAGUCUUUUGUUCGCCUCGCGAAGAAGGCACAAAAGCCAUUCAGGAAGACAAGCAUCAGGGCAACUUCUGAGGGUUGCAGGAUGGUCAGGCUACUAGAAGAAGCCAGAGAGAUGGCCAUCUCUCUGCUUGAAUCCACAUCACUUCUACUGCCAAAGCAAAUCGGCAACAACAAUUCAAGCAAAUGGUCUCUUGUCUCCAAGAGAUUUCAGAAAAGGAAGGUUGUUUGUGAGGAGGAGCAGUUGCAAGCACUGGAGCACAGCAUGGCAGAUGUUGAGAGUGGUGCUGAGUUUUUGUUCAGGAGAUUGAUCCAGAUCAGGGUUUCUCUACUGAACAUUCUUAGCUCAUAG
Molecule: messenger RNA, 723 nt
Organism: Oryza brachyantha (malo sina)
Lineage: Eukaryota; Viridiplantae; Streptophyta; Magnoliopsida; Poales; Poaceae
Exons: 1
Coding region: 1-723 (240 amino acids)
Biological process (GO): shoot system development; root development
Source: RefSeq, a predicted model, not a curated record